Messenger RNA from Camarhynchus parvulus, 1164 nucleotides. RefSeq names its product Ras homolog, mTORC1 binding (gene RHEB). The transcript has 8 exons. Gene Ontology annotation, biological process: small GTPase-mediated signal transduction. Gene Ontology annotation, molecular function: GTP binding; GDP binding; GTPase activity. Gene Ontology annotation, cellular component: plasma membrane. Lineage: Eukaryota; Metazoa; Chordata; Aves; Passeriformes; Thraupidae. The coding region runs from base 181 to 735 and encodes 184 amino acids. The record is from RefSeq and is a predicted model, not a curated record.
CACGUGGUGCGGCCCCGCCGCUGCCAGCGCCGCGCGUCCCGAGCGCGCUCCGGCCGCCGCCCGCUCCCCGCAUGUCGCUGGCGCCGCGCCCCGCGCCCCCACAGCCGCCCGCCGCCGCCCUCCGCCGCAGCCGCCACCGCCGCCGCCCUUGAUGUGGUUCGGGGCCGGGCGGGGGAGAAGAUGCCGCCGUCCAAGUCCCGCAAGAUCGCGAUCCUGGGCUACCGGAGCGUGGGAAAAUCUUCACUGACGAUCCAGUUUGUGGAAGGACAGUUUGUUGAUUCAUAUGAUCCAACCAUAGAGAACACUUUUACAAAACUGAUCACAGUAAAUGGCCAAGAAUAUCAUCUUCAGCUGGUUGACACUGCUGGCCAGGAUGAAUACUCCAUAUUUCCUCAGACGUACUCCAUAGACAUCAAUGGCUACAUUCUUGUUUAUUCAGUCACGUCAAUAAAAAGUUUUGAAGUGAUAAAAGUUAUCCAUGGCAAGUUAUUGGAUAUGGUGGGAAAAGUCCAAAUACCCAUUAUGCUGGUUGGAAAUAAAAAAGACCUGCAUAUGGAACGGGUGAUCAGCUAUGAAGAAGGGAAAGCUUUAGCAGAAUCCUGGAACGCAGCUUUCUUGGAAUCUUCUGCUAAAGAAAAUCAGACUGCCGUUGAUGUUUUUAAGAGGAUAAUUCUGGAGGCAGAAAAAAUCGAUGGGGCAGCUUCACAAGGGAAGUCUUCAUGCUCAGUAAUGUAAUUCCACUGCAGAACCUGAAAACACUGGGAAUACAUUCUACCUGAAGAAGCAAAACUGCCCAUUAUCUUUAAGGAUAAACUAUGCUUCUUUUUUUUUUUUUUUUUUUUUCAAUUUUUUUUCUUCUGUUAACCUGAAAGAUAAACAGUUGGUUUGGAGCCUUUCCCUUCAGAUUAUGUUAAACUCUGACUCCUGUGCAAAUGGCUUCACUUCCAUUUUCAAAUUUUAAGCAAUCAUAUUUUCAAUUUAUAUAUUGUAUUUCUUAAUAUUAUGACCAAGAAUUUUACUGGCAUUAAUUUUUCAGUGUAGUUUGUUGGUUAGAAUAAUCAUCAAAAUGAUGCAUAUUGUUACACUACUAUUAACUAGGCUUGGAUAUCAGUGUUUCUUUGUGUUAAAUGUAUACUUGUAAAUAAAAUAGCUGCAAACCUUAAA